CGACGAUUUCUAGUAAAUGAAAGCUAAAUUAAACUAAAAUAUUCUUGGUUAAACAUCUGAUAUUCUCAGCUGGAUAAACAUUUGAGAUCUAACAAGCAGUGGCAUUUCAGUACGACACAUUAGAGUGUGACACCGUGCCCCUUUUUUUUAUUGGACUAGCGUGGUCUUAGUGACAAGUAAACGCAAGUUCGGUAAUACUCAGGACAAGAUACAGUGUUUUUUCCGUUUAAGUUCUUCAAGUUAUCUUGUCCAACUAUAAGCGACCGGGAUAUGUUUUCCAGUUUUAGUACUUUUGAAACAGCUGCCGUUUAAAAUAGUUUAUCACAAUGUUACGGCUCUUUACUAACCGGGGCUUUUAUGAACUCUGCAAAUGCAGUCAGUUUGUUGUCAGGAGGCAGGUCAUCGAAUCUCUUCCAUUCAGCAGCGUCAGUUAUCACCAAGCAUCCAUCCUGACUCGUCGCUUCAGUACCGGGAGCCCAGUGUGGAAUGAUGCCUUCGAACCAAAAAGUAAUAAGCCAAACGAAACCGAGACAGUAGAUUUGGACAAGUGGAAAUCUGUAAUGAGAUCAAAAGCUGGAAUAGAGGAGAAACAAAAAGACGGUGAUGAAGAGGAAGCAAGAGAUGAUGAUGAAAGCCUUACAGAAGCGGGAGGUGACAGUUCUUCACUGGAGGCAUGUCGAAAUCUGGUUGAAAUGUGGAGGCUAGCAGGGAGGGUUGUACCUCAAGAGAUAACCGAUGAACAGCUUCAGAUGCUGGCAGGGCUCACCACCAAGACCUCAAGGAAGAAAUACCUGAAGUUCCUGGCCAUCAAGGAGCACCACAAAAGGGCCAAUAAAGAGAAGCAGCAGCAGAAGAAGGCAGAGAGAGAAGCUGCUUUGGAACAGAAAAGAGCUGAUGCAGAGAAUGAAGAUAAUCAAAGAGAGCAGGAACUGAAAAGGACAUUCCUCCCCACGUUUUGGAACCGCUCCCUGGACAAACUGCUGGCCUGGAGGAGCGCCCAGGCCAUGGUGUUCGGUCAACCACUGGUGUUUGACAUGAGCUAUGGCUCUCACAUGUCCAGGCAUGAGAUGUCCAGUGCGGUGUCCCAGAUGAUGGAGGCGGAAGGGUGGAAUCGGCGUGCCACUGAACCUUACCACCUAUACUUUUGCAACCUGCAGCCAGAUGGGGUCUAUAUGCAGGAGCUGCUCAAACGAUACGGUGCAGAAACCUGGGACCGGCUGCUUAUCACCAGCACUGACCGGCAGCAUGUCGAUCUGUUCCCCCGCGAGCAGCUCAUAUACCUCACUGCAGACUCCCCCAAUGUCCUUCGCACCUUUGACCACUCCAAGGUCUACAUCAUUGGAGCUAUAGUGGACCGGUCACCGAAGUCCGGCUUGUCUUUGGCCAGUGCCAAGCGUCUGAAGUUGGCCACAGCCCGUUUACCACUGGAUCACUUCCUCCACUGGGAUAUAGGAGCCAAAAAUCUGACUCUAGACCAGAUGCUUCGCAUCCUGCUCACUAUCAAGGACACUGGGAAAUGGGAGGAGGCAUUGAAGUUUGUGCCUUCAAGGAAGCACAGUGGCUUCCACCAAGAGCAUAGACAGAAAAACAUUGCCAAUAACAGAGUCAGGGGACUUGGAAAUCUUAGACCAACAGAGUAUGGUAAUGGGGCGUUAGGAUCUGGGAAAAAAAUUAGUGAAAGGACAUUCACAAAUGUUGAAUCGGGUGACAGAGGAAACAAACCACCUGCAACCAGAGUACGGACAUCACUUAAGAGCAACAUAGAGGCAAGAAAAAAUGCAGGCAGACGCAAGAUGUGGUGGGAUGACGAGUAGUCGACAAAAAAUUGUACAAUUAAUAAGGAUGUGUUUACAACCACUAUUUAAGGAAAUGUAAAAUCAAGUGAAUAAAAUGUUGUAAUGGUUAAUUACUGGU
Molecule: messenger RNA, 1914 nt
Organism: Monopterus albus (swamp eel)
Lineage: Eukaryota; Metazoa; Chordata; Actinopteri; Synbranchiformes; Synbranchidae
Gene: trmt10c
Product: tRNA methyltransferase 10C, mitochondrial RNase P subunit
Exons: 1
Coding region: 327-1814 (495 amino acids)
Biological process (GO): positive regulation of mitochondrial translation; mitochondrial tRNA 5'-end processing
Cellular component (GO): nucleus; nucleoplasm; mitochondrion
Molecular function (GO): tRNA binding
Source: RefSeq, a predicted model, not a curated record